Messenger RNA from Hyalella azteca, 2021 nucleotides. RefSeq lists its product as uncharacterized. Bases 465 to 1781 code for a protein of 438 amino acids. Lineage: Eukaryota; Metazoa; Arthropoda; Malacostraca; Amphipoda; Hyalellidae. The record is from RefSeq and is a predicted model, not a curated record. The transcript has 5 exons. Gene Ontology annotation, molecular function: zinc ion binding.
UGCGCGGAAUAAAAGAUGCGUUUAAGGCUGAAUUUCCCGGUAGUCACAGAGGUUUUGAUAUUUUUCAAGCAUCGGAAAAUUCAAUCUUUAUGAUAUUCAAAUGUAAGAGAAAUCAUACAGUAACCAGUAAAGGAGAAUUCGGAAAAAUAUUACACCUGCAUCGUAAACGAAAUUUUAUGAACUAAAGUUCUUUGAUGCUGGGUACUAAACUUUUCCAAUGAAUUUUGAGAAUAAAACUUUUUCGAGACGCAGAAGUCUUCCCUCGGAACUUUGACGUGUUUGCUAUUCAAGUGUUUACAAAUUGACUCAAAUUUACAAAGUGAUCAAGUUCAGUUUAUGUCGAGGCAAACUAAAACAAAAUAUUCAAACGGGUCACGCUAAGGAAUUUGAAAUAUUAGCUACGUUUAAAGUGACUGUUUGGUGUCAUAUGCAUAUUGAAUGAAGUAUAUAUCGCAACUCCCAAAAUGUCGAACUGCAAAGCUUGUUUUAAAGAAUUCGACUCUUUGAACCGCAAGCCGCUUCGCCUGUCCUGCGGCCACGGGUUUUGCUUCUCUUGCAUUUCGAGUUUACCAUACGUCGAUGGAGCAAUACACUGCACUAAAUGCAAGAAAUCAACAUUAAAAUAUACCGAUCAAAUGUUGGUUAACAACCUCGCUGAGAAAAAACCAAGUCAACGUGACCUACAUCCAUCGUCAGAGACGGCGUGCCUCCAGCACCAGAAAGCACUGGAUUAUUUGUGCAUGGACUGCAUGGAACUCGUGUGUUUUGCGUGCACCAGAGGCACUCACGCCGCGCACAAAAUUGACACGAUUGACGAUCUGCUACAAGGAGAUGAAACUGUUGUCGAAUCCAGGGCAAAAAUACGGACCAUGAUGAAAUGCAAGCUCAAGCGCGCCGAUGAAUCCAUUUCUGAGUUUAGAGCAAUUUUGGAGUUUAUUGAUAAAAUCGACUUGAUAACUCCUUUCAAAGAAGGUCAUAAAAUCCUACAGACCCAGAGAGUGUCGACAGAGCAAGAUCUCCAGGCCUGGGACACUUCAGUUUCCGGUGCUGAUGAGAACAAGAGGCAUCAGUGCAGGGAAAUUCUCAAGCGCCUAUUAUUAGAACCCGAAGAAAUUGGAGAAUUCUCUGAAAUAAAGAAAAAGAUGGAUGCAGCUGGAAAAGAUUGCCAUAGGUUGAAGUACCGCAUCAAGAAGCUGGCGAGCGACGAUCGGCAGCAUUCAUGUGAUGCUACUGCUGGCAGCAUGCGGCAUUCGGCAGGUGUAGCUCUUUGCGGCAAGAAGAGGCAGUCCGCAGGUGGUGCUACUCCCGGCAAGAGUUGGCAGCCGGAAAGUACAGCGGUUUUCAAGUGCUCCACGGCAAUAAGUCAACAAACAAAGAACGAUCCCGAAGUCAUUGUGAUGACGGUAACUUCAGCAUCACCUCCGCGCAGUGGGCUAGUUUGUUCGAGAUCUCCUGUAGCUCCGGCUUCGAAAUCGAAUACUCUGAAGAGGAAAGACGCCCCCAGGUUGGACGAAAAAUGGGAGUCAACCGUCAACGCCGAUGCAGCGAACACAGACUUGCGUCGCAAGAAAAUGUUCACAAUGCCCCCCGGCCAACAUAAAGGAGUCCCCCGUCACCUAACUUACGAAGAAACCCGGAUCGACAAUUUUCACGGUGAACGCGACAUUGAGGAGCCCAUGUCGGCGAGACUGAAACCGCGUUCCGUUGAGGAGCCGCGCUCCCUUGAGGAGCUUCAUAUUUGGUUGAAGAGCCUUACAGGAGCUGAAAAUUUAUGUGGCUGACAAAAUUGAUUGGAAGGUCAGAGCUCGAUAAAGUCUCCGACCAAACCGCAAACACGUACAAAUGUAAGUCUAAAAUCGCCUUCGACACGGACGUACUUCGUCCAAUAACUUAUCAUGAAGAAGCUACCUCUAUCGAAAGGAAGUCGAAAAUUUGACGAACCAUACGACAACCGCAGCAUCACCAAUAAGAUUGAUGAUGAUUACUGGAUGCUCUCUGCAUUCAUACUGAUUUACAUUUGA